Zootermopsis nevadensis is the source of this 6727-nucleotide messenger RNA. It is a transcript of the gene Flo2, whose product is annotated as flotillin-2. Gene Ontology annotation, cellular component: plasma membrane; cytoplasmic vesicle; flotillin complex. The record is from RefSeq and is a predicted model, not a curated record. NCBI's taxonomy places the organism in Eukaryota, Metazoa, Arthropoda, Insecta, Blattodea, Termopsidae. Gene Ontology annotation, biological process: protein localization to plasma membrane; regulation of myoblast differentiation. Gene Ontology annotation, molecular function: protease binding.
AGAAUAUUUACUAUCACAUUUACAACCAUAUUUAUACAGUGGAGGACUUGAAAGUUGUACACUCUCAAUAUUGCUAUAGAAACAAAUCAUGCUUUUAGUUUUGCAAAGAAGCGGCAGUCUAUCGAUUGUGCCUAGGCAAAGCAUGAUGGGACAGCAUCACAACGACAGGAACUAGUAGGAACUUGUCAGGGCUAUUAGUUUGGCUAAUUUUAGGAUGAUGUGUUGAUAUUAUUUAAACGUUGUGGUGAUUAGUGGGCUUUUAGUUAUUGUGUGUGAAUACUGUGGCUUAGAUUACAUCAGCAAUGGGAAAUAUAUACACCGUUGGACCGAACGAGGCGCUCAUAGUAUCAGGUGGCUGUUGUGGCUCUACUAAGAAGAACACCAUAGUGGGAGGAUGGUCGUGGGCGUGGUGGUUCGUCACGGACGUCCAGAGGCUGUCGCUCGAGGUGAUGACGCUAAACCCCAUGUGCGAGAGCGUCGAGACGGCCCAGGGCGUGCCUCUCACCGUCACCGGCGUCGCAGAAGUGAAGUCGACAGUGCUGCAGACCUUGGAGGGACACCUCAGAGCCAUUCUAGGAACGCUAACAGUAGAAGAAGUAUACAAAGAUCGAGACCAGUUCGCAGCACUGGUGCGAGAAGUUGCCGCUCCUGAUGUGGGCCGCAUGGGCAUUGAGAUCCUCUCCUUCACCAUCAAGGAUGUAUAUGAUGAGGUUCAGUACCUGGCCUCUCUAGGCAAGUCACAAACGGCAGCUGUCAAGAGGGAUGCCGACAUUGGCGUAGCGCAGGCCAACCGAGAUGCUGGCAUCAGGGAAGCAGAAUGUGAGAAAUCUGCAAUGGAUAUCAAGUACAAUACGGACACAAAAAUUGAAGACAACUCAAGAAUGUACAAGUUACAGAAAGCACACUUUGACAAGGAAAUCAACACUGCUAAAGCAGAAGCGCAGCUGGCAUAUGAGCUGCAGGCAGCAAAGAUCCGCCAGAGGAUCCGCAAUGAGGAGAUUCAAAUUGAGGUUGUUGAACGAAGAAAACAAAUUGAAAUUGAAGAGCAAGAAGUUCAAAGAAAAGAGAGAGAGCUCAAUGCUAUGGUACGACUGCCAGCCGAGGCAGAAAGCUACCGAGUCCAGAUGAUUGCUGAAGGAAAAAGAACUCAGACAGUAGAGGUAGCCAGAGCUGAGGCAGAAAAAAUCAAGAAAAUUGGAGGCGCAGAAGCAUAUGCGAUUGAGGGAGUUGGCAAAGCAGAAGCAGAACGUAUGCGCAUGAAGGCAGCUGUGUACAAGCAGUAUGGAGAUGCUGCAAUCAUGUCUUUAGUUCUGGAGGCAUUACCGAAGAUUGCUGCUGAAAUUUCUGCUCCGUUAGCCAAAACAGAAGAGAUUGUCCUUCUUGGAGGAGGAGAAAGCAAUUUGACAGGAGAACUGACAAGGCUAGUGGGCCAGGUACCUCCAGCUGUCCAUGCCCUCACUGGUGUUGACUUAACAAAGGUGCUGAGUAAAGUUCCAGGAGCAAAGUAAUAUCGGCAGUUCAUUCCCAUGCCAAGGUGCCACUUAGGGGAUGAGAAACAGUGUCAUGCCAUUGAUGGCCAUUACUAGCCAUCAUGCCUGUUAAUGGUGGGGAAAAACAUCAUGAACACUUCACAAAUCUCUUCAUCUCUUUCUCAGGUACAGUCUUGCGCCUAGUAACAUAAAGUUAAAAAAAAUAUCUUCAGAGUAGCAGUUCUUUAAUACAAAAGUACACAACUACAUAAAGUAACAAGUGUAAGCAGAACACUAAGACAUGAAGCUUGUAACUAUAUCUGACCUGUGUUAGUGUCCAUGAAUCCACUGACUGUAUCGCUUUACCCCAUUGGAAAAACCUUCACAGUCAGUGUCAAUAAUCAGUUUUAUUCUGGGCUUGGGUCUUAUAUCCGUAAUGGCUUAGUAGCAUGAUGUAAUAUGAGCCUUAUAGGUUUACGCCCUCUUAUAUUUGUAAGUUUAAGUUGGAUUCCUUUGAAAUUAUCCUAAGUACAAUAUGUAUUAUAAUCUUUGUUAUUUCUCUGUUGAUGAUAAAAAGUUGAUUAUUUUUUCUAAGAUUUAAGUGCAUCCAGAUAUUUCUUAAAAUUCACAGUGUUAGUUAUGAUAUAAAAUGUUUAAUAGAUUUGUUGUGAUAUGUUAAGAGAAAUCACAUCCAUUAUUCAUUAUUAUGCUUGAUUAAGCAUAAUGCAAAUUUGAGCUUAUAGUAACUGCUCAUUUAUCUAAUUUUGGCUUCCUAACACAAAGUCAUGAUAGUAAUCCAUAAGAACAUAUCUUGAAUAUUUGGCACUGUCAUUUUGAUCCAUUCUAUUUCUUCAUCCUGCACAUCAGUUUUUGUUCUGACUGUUAGAGAAUUGUCUGGUUGUAGAUGUAAUUUAUUUCUGCUUUUAUGAUUUCUGCUCAUUUAAAUGUAUAGAACUUAAAAAUAAAUUGUGCUACAUUAAAGGUCUGAAACAUUGACCAUUCACAGACAGUGGAUUUAUGAGUUAUUUCAUUUAUAAUUGCAGGUCAGGUUGAUAUUAGGUCAUGUCUUUAAAAAGUAAUAAAUAAACUUUGCCAUUCUUGCAUUAUGUGAUAAUACUGUUUAGCUAUUUGCCUUCUCAGAUGUGGUGUGAAGAAUUGGUUUCACUGUAAAUGUGUAAUAUCUUAAAGAAAUGAACGUAACAAAUGAAAUAUCACUUAUAGUUAACUUAAAUAAGAUUUGAGAUCUUCAUGGUUGUGUGUCUGUUAUGGUGUUCUGGAUUGUGACGCCAUAUAGUCUUGUAGGUUGUUACCAACAUUUUGGAGAGGAAUCUGUUGUCUUCAUCUUCAUUUGAAGUGGAUACAUACAAGUUAAAAGUUUUAAAACACCCUGCUUACUUUUGAUUGGUCUUUUAUGAAUGUGUUUAUGAGAGGUAAGAUGCUCAGAGUGGCUUUGUGAUAGUGGGCAGUGUUGAAUCCAGAAUUUGUGUGCCAAGAAGUUACUAUGUCAGUUGUUAAAGAGCAUCUUGUCAUAAGAAAAGCAAAUUGUCUGGAGGAAGGAUAGCAACAUGAGAUUUUUCUAAACACAUAGUAUAUUUUGAAUUAAGCAACUGUAACAUUCACAUUUUUUUGCACUCCAGCUUCAUAUUCAGUAGGUUCUGGGUUCAAAUAGUGCCUUAAAUUAGGCCCCAAAUUUUUCCUUAUUUUUACUUUACAGUUAAUUAUUUUUUAAUCAUCCAGUCAUUCAACAUUUAUAUUCUGAGCUUACUGACAGCAAAUCUACACAAUCAGUUGUGAUAACUCUGGUAGAGAUAGUCUCCAAAACAAUGUGGCUGUUUGUUCAAGAGCAUUUUAUUGCAUUUGUUUGAUAAUUGUGAACGGUUACCCACCAUUGGUGUUGUAUGAUCAAGUAAUACAUGGCAAUGUUGGAGUGGGACUAUAACUGGAUUCAACACUGAGCGUUUGACUUUUGCUGAUUAUCAUCUGGACUCAUUAAAGGGAUUGCAACUAGAAAGUCAUAUCACAUGCAUGCUUGGCAAAGUUUUGCUCUUUUAUUUUAUUAAAGCAAGUGGGCUAAGAUUCUGUAAUGUGUUCAUUGAAGACCCACUCUGCCCCUGUACUCUGAUGUGUAGAUGGGGUCUUGGUUCAUCAUUACCUGCAAAUGAUGGCCAUUAUUAUUUACAGGAGAAACAGCAUUUGUCCAUUCUAGAAUAAAAUAUUAUUUGAAAUUCUUUUAUCUAUAUGCAAGCAAAUUAAUAAUAACAACAACAAUAAUAAUAAAAUAACAAAUGGCUGCACAAUAACAAUAAAUGGAAAAAUAAAUUAUUUACUACUACUGUGUUGGUGCAUAAGCUCAUAAGCGUUUGCUAAAACUUUUAACAUACUCAUAUACUAUUGGGCAAAAGACAUCUGUAAGAAUUCAGAAUUUUCUUUUUAUUAUCGCGUGGCUUGCAGUACAGCAAACACUCCUGCUCUUUUAUAUGGAUUCAGGAAUAUGACAUAUAUGUUUCUCAGAGUUCAGAAGCUUAAUGAGUUGAAGAUUUGUGGAGUAAUGCAUAUAAAUAAACAGGAUUCUCUGGUACAAAUUAAGCUCUGAACGUUUGUGUAAAUGUAGUUUACAGUCACAUAUGAAUAUACUGUAAAUAGAUUGAUUUCUCUAAGAAAAUGGACGUAAUAACUUAACCAAACAUUUUCAUGUCAAUGUAGUUUGGAUCCAUCAUUAAUUUACAUGAGUUUUUGCAGAAAUAUUACAAAGAAACUAACUGUUGUGAUUUAAAGUGCUGGAUGACUAUUAUUUGUAGUAUGUUGCUGUUUAGAUGUGACCCAGAAUUCUGACCAUAGUACGUCAAAAGUCUUGCUUGUUUGAUAUUGACACAAUUGCAUAGACGGUUUCAGUUGAGUUUGCAUUAAAUGAAGAAAUUUACAAAUGAUGAUAGUUCUGGGUCAGAUUUGAACCAUGUUCAUAGUUUCUUUCUUGAAAUUCAUUCUGUGAAUGCAUAUCCUCAUUUUAUGCACAAUGUAAUUUACUUAUGAGCAGGGCUCCAGUAAUACUACUUAAAUUUAUUAGCCACUUUACAGAUUCCACUCAAGGAUAUAUCUAGACACUGGCAAGAAAUGUGGUUGCCACUAAUCUCUGUCACCUUGCCUGAGAUUAGUGGAAGAGCAUGUUUAUGGAGCCCUGAAUUUAAAGCAUUGGACAUGAAUCUCUAAACAAGAUGUACCAACAGCACAGAAACGUUUUUUGAAACAAUUAUAUUAAAAUAUUUUUUGUCUUUCCUUCAUCUGAGAAAGUUGAAAAACAUUUUAAAAAAUCCAUAACUCAAAUUAAUAUGAAAUAAAUUAAAAUAUAGUUGCCAUUGUCAUUAUGACAAAGAACUACUAAUUCAAUUAGCUUAGGGGAAAGAUAUUUUCCAAAGAUUCAUCUGUAUUUUUGUACUCUUCUUUAUAAUUAGUUUCUCAUAUGUAAUUGAACUGUGCUUUUCCUCCAUUAGGCACCUGGGUAUGUUUUGCAGAAAUUUUUUUGCAUUAGCUGUAUUAUCUAGAAAGAAACUGUAGAGUUCCCAUUUCUGGAAACAGAAAUUUUUGUUGAUUUGCUUUUUAUUUUUAACUCUUUGAAGCAAGUGUUUAAUUACUUCUUUUAUUUUAGUAGUUUAAUUUCUCCCCUCCUAAGUUGCAAACAUUUGAGUAAAGGAACAAAAAUGUGAUACCUUUAAAUUAAAAUAAAUGGUCACUAUAAGAUAGAUCAUUUUAUUAAGAAACUAAAACAACAAGGCCUUUGCUAAAACAUAUACCCCACAAGCUUUGUAUGGGGUUCGUCCAGAAAGUGAGGAAGGAGGAGUUCAGAGUGUUAACAGUUCUGAUGAUGCAUGUAAAGUGUAAUAUUAUAAACAAAACAAAACUAUGAAGUGCAUUAAGUACAGAAAUUGGAAAGAGUAACUGAUAACUAUUGUUAAGGAAGUGGAACUGAAAGGUAUGGGAAAGGCAUUAGAAAAUAAGAAAAAAUCACUGCCGCAUCUCCCUAUAUUGUUGUGCGUUUUCCUGUAGUGGACUGUUUGUCAGAAUGACACACGUUGCGUUUCCAGUGACUUGUUUUCAUGUGUGAACUGAGUGUAGCUUAUGAAAAGUUUAUAUAUAUAUAUCUUCAUUUAAUUUCUAUUAAAUGGGAAUUUAGCUGGCAACAUUCAUUCUUUAUUCCUUUACAGGGUAAUCUUAUUUAACAUAAAUAUUUGUGUUGUUAACAUAUUUAAGUUUAAACGAGUGUAAAAGAUUGUUGAAAUUCAACAGGGACCUUCUCUCACCAUCUUUCAUCAUUUCCUUUACAACUUUCAUAUCUUUAUCAUAUUCCCUCCUUUCUUUCUCAUCCAUUCCACAUUUCUGUCUCCUUAACCCUUCUCACCCUUCCUUGCUACCUACCAUGUGUCUCUUCAGUUUUCACAUCACAUUAUAAAUGUAAAUAUUUAAAGAUAUGACAGACACGCAUAUACUACUCUGUAAUACAAAUCUAAAAUAUCACUCGAAACAAGUGGCAGAACAACAAUGAAAAGUAUCUUCUUUGCUACACCAUUUUUUUCUGUGAGGUAAAGGUGAAAGUCUGUGCACCAAUGCCAUGUAAUUCCACUGUAAUUUUCAAUUCUUAAGCAUUAUUGAUUGCAUACCAAGGUUCAUUAAAGUGUUGUUAUUUCCCAAAAUUGUCUUCAGAAUAUGUGAUUUGGAAACAAGAUUUAAAAAGUUGGUUGUACAAUAGUGAAAUCAUAAUAGUUACCACAGAAAGCAAGAAAGUAUUUUGAAACUGACAGAUAUUAUUCUGAAGAUUAUUUUGAAGUAAUUCUCAAGUGUGUAAGUUUGCUGGAAACAUACCGUGUAACCCUCUCCUCUCCCCUCACUCAAAUUGCAACAAUAUAUACCAUUUACACACGAUAUUUUUACUUGUAGCUAAUAUUUUAAGAAAACCAAAUGUGUACUCUUUUUAAAUGGCUGAUUUUAUGUCCCUUAGAAGAAUGAUGUCGUGUUAGUUCAGGGGCCUUCAGUCUAAAUAUUACAGCAGAAUUCUUGAAGGUGUUUGAAGACCACUGUUCUAGUCUUUGUAAGCAAUACAAGGAAAAUGAAGUCUGUCUACUGGAAUAAAUACUGGAAAGUUUUUUGUAUAGACACAAAAUAAACAAACAAAAUUAGCAAUUAUUAGUGUUUAAAGCUACAUUAUUAUGAAGUCUAACACAUAAUGAGUGCAUAUUUUUAAUAAAUGGAGGCAAAAAUUAGUGUAA